Molecule: messenger RNA, 1599 nt
Organism: Microplitis demolitor
Lineage: Eukaryota; Metazoa; Arthropoda; Insecta; Hymenoptera; Braconidae
Product: probable cyclin-dependent serine/threonine-protein kinase DDB_G0292550
Exons: 2
Source: RefSeq, a predicted model, not a curated record
AAUAAUAAUAAUAAUAAUAAUAAUAAUAAUAAUAAUAAUAAUAAUAAUAAUAAUAAUAAUAAUAAUAAUAAUAAUAAUAAUAAUAAUAAUAAUAAUAAUAAUAAUAAUAAUAAUAAUAAUAAUAAUAAUAAUAAUAAUAAUAAUAAUAAUAAUAAUAAUAAUAAUAAUAAUAAUAAUAAUAAUAAUAAUAAUAAUAAUAAUAAUAAUAAUAAUAAUAAUAAUAAUAAUAAUAAUAAUAAUAAUAAUAAUAAUAAUAAUAAUAAUAAUAAUAAUAAUAAUAAUAAUAAUCAUAAUAAUAAUAAUAAUAAUAAUAAUAAUAAUAAUAAUAAUAAUAAUAAUAAUAAUAAUAAUAAUAAUAAUAAUAAUAAUAAUAAUAAUAAUAAUAAUAAUAAUAAUAAUAAUAAUAAUAAUAAUCAUAAUCAUAAUCAUAAUCAUAAUCAUAAUCAUAAUCAUAAUCAUAAUCAUAAUAAUAAUAAUAAUAAUAAUAAUAAUAAUAAUAAUAAUAAUAAUAAUAAUAAUAAUAAUAAUAAUAAUAAUAAUAAUAAUAAUAAUAAUAAUAAUAAUAAUAAUAAUAAUAAUAAUAAUAAUAAUAAUAAUAAUAAUAAUAAUAAUAAUAAUAAUAAUAAUAAUAAUAAUAAUAAUAAUAAUAAUAAUCAUAAUAAUAAUAAUAAUAAUAAUAAUAAUAAUAAUAAUAAUAAUAAUAAUAAUAAUAAUAAUAAUCAUAAUAAUAAUAAUAAUAAUAAUAAUAAUAAUAAUAAUCAUAAUAAUAAUAAUAAUAAUAAUAAUAAUAAUAAUAAUAAUAAUAAUAAUAAUAAUAAUAAUAAUAAUAAUAAUAAUAAUAAUAAUAAUAAUAAUAAUAAUAAUAAUCAUAAUCAUAAUAAUAAUAAUAAUAAUAAUAAUAAUAAUAAUAAUAAUAAUAAUAAUAAUAAUAAUAAUAAUAAUAAUAAUAAUAAUAAUCAUAAUAAUAAUAAUAAUAAUAAUAAUAAUAAUAAUCAUAAUAAUAAUAAUAAUAAUAAUAAUAAUAAUAAUAAUAAUCAUAAUAAUAAUAAUAAUAAUAAUAAUAAUAAUAAUCAUAAUAAUAAUAAUAAUAAUAAUAAUAAUAAUAAUAAUAAUAAUAAUAAUAAUAAUAAUAAUCAUAAUAAUAAUAAUAAUAAUAAUAAUAAUAAUAAUAAUAAUAAUAAUAAUAAUAAUAAUAAUAAUAAUAAUCAUAAUCAUAAUAAUAAUAAUAAUAAUAAUAAUAAUAAUAAUAAUAAUAAUAAUAAUAAUAAUAAUAAUAAUCAUAAUCAUAAUAAUAAUAAUAAUAAUAAUAAUAAUAAUAAUAAUAAUAAUAAUAAUAAUAAUAAUAAUAAUAAUCAUAAUAAUAAUAAUAAUAAUAAUAAUCAUAAUAAUAAUAAUAAUAAUAAUAAUAAUAAUAAUAAUAAUAAUAAUAAUAAUAAUAAUAAUAAUAAUAAUAAUAAUAAUAAUAAUAAUAAUAAUAAUAAUAAUAAUAAUAAUAAUAAUAAUAAUAAUAAUAAUAAUAAUAAUAAUAAUAAUAAUAAUAAUAAUAAUAAUAAUAAUAAUAAUAAUAAUAAUAAUAAUAAUAAUAAUAAUAAUAAUAAU